Molecule: messenger RNA, 1855 nt
Organism: Mercenaria mercenaria
Lineage: Eukaryota; Metazoa; Mollusca; Bivalvia; Venerida; Veneridae
Product: BTB/POZ domain-containing protein 2-like
Exons: 3
Coding region: 91-1509 (472 amino acids)
Biological process (GO): neurogenesis
Cellular component (GO): cytosol
Molecular function (GO): protein binding
Source: RefSeq, a predicted model, not a curated record
AACGGCACGCCAUCACUCUAGUAAAUUGUAGAUUUUUCGUUAUUUUUUUUGUUUAUUACGGCAAAAAAGUGAACGGUUAAAAGCUGCAGGAUGGGUUCACAGACUGUGCCCCUGUUUGAGGAUUGGCAGUCCAAGACCCCAUACCCUCAUAGCAUUUGGCGCCUGUUCCAGGAACAGAUAGGCUGUGAUGUUGUGUUUGAGGUUGGACCAGACCUUGAAAGGAUAGGAGCGCAUUCCACCAUACUUAUGAGUCGGAGUUGCGUUUUAUUGUCGGAGUUUGCAGCUGGCGUACCGGAACGAGAGAUUCAGUUAUCAGAGUUUCAGCCAGAAGAAUUCUCUUGUUUUCUAGAGUUUUUGUAUACAGGCGCACUUAAUAUCACAGGGAUAAGUAGUGUAAAAGUACUUGCCUUGGCAGAGAAAUACAAAGUCAGUGAACUAAUUAAGUCCCUGGUUGCUACACAGCUUGAGGGCAUGCUUGUGGAUGAGUUCUGUCCAUUUGUCAGAAAGAAUGAAAAACAUAUGACAGAUUUAAUAAAAUUCAAAUGUCUUGAAUAUGCAUUCGAAAAUGCAGAGGCGAUUUUCCAGAGCGGAACAUUCCAGACUUUGCCGCUUUCAUUCUUAAAAGAACUUCUUGCACAUGAUAGACUGGUGUUGAAUGAAGAAAUUAUAUGCACGGCUGUCCUGUUAUGGGCAUCAAAGGAAUGUGAAAUGAGAAGAUUGGAUGUUAACGGACAAAAUCAGAGAGUAGUACUAGAGGAUGCGAUAUUCGAUAUAAGAUUCCCACUGCUAAGUCAAGAUUAUUUCACCGAAAAUAUAUCAGAGAAGGGUUUGCUAACAGAUACUGAAGAGGUUCAUAUUUUGAAGUAUUAUUUAAAUCCUAAGAAAGUUACAGACAUUACCUUUAAAACAAAGGAACGUGCAGCUCCAAGUAGUCCCUUUAGAUAUUCACCAACCAAGGAAACGCCUAUGGAUGCUUCCAUGUCGGGUAGCUUCGUCAAUGAUCCUGAUAUUCCAAUUGUGCAUCCAUUGACCGGGGCAAAACAGGGAUACAUUCAGCGUUUUCCCGAACGUGGUAUUGGUUGGGGUUACCGUGGCAACAAGAAAGAUGCUGUUGUAGUUGAAGCGAGUCAAGAUGUAAGAAUUGAUUUUAUAUACGUUUACGGAAAUUGCAAAGUUGACGGCAAUAUGGAAGUGUUGCUGGAAAUUCAAGAUGAAAGGAAUAAUAUAAUUUCGUCAACAGAAGCAAAUAUUGGAUGCAAGGUAACCAAACCAACAUACGAAAUAGGAGUUGAAAAUGAAAAUGGCUCCUAUGGUGUAAGACUGAAUGCAGAUGAAGAAUAUCAUAUGAUUCUCACAAUAAAGGCAGAUAACGGUUACUAUGGAAAAGGCGGAAAAUCGAAAUGCUCUGCUGAAGGUGUCGAUUUUGUGUUUAAAAAUAGUCGGUUCUCAUCAAAUAAUACAAGUGUUUCGAUUGGUCAGCUAGCAGGAUUUAAAUUUGCUAUUUGUUGAAGAUAGUUUCAAUUGUUGUAUGAGACUGAUAAAGGUGUGGGCAAGACAAUUUAUUGAUAUAAACAGACAUUUAAUGAACUAAUUGUUGGACACAGUCAAAACUUACACACCAUUUUAAAAUCAGGGAAAGCUCCAAAGCUUUAAUAUCCAUCUAUACUGCCAUACUAUACGUAUAUUUGAACUUGCUAAGAAAGAUUAGCAAUGUUGUAAGAUCUAGAGUUACAGUAAUUUAUUCAGUAUGUAGUGUGUGUAGUUGAAGAUGACUAAAUGAGAGGAAGGAAAUGAAUCACUAGUUGUUUGUGAAAUCAUUAAAAAAUGCAGAAAUUAAAGCCAGUAGGUUGAAUCG